Messenger RNA from Rosa chinensis, 2537 nucleotides. Its product is annotated as transcription elongation factor SPT6 homolog. Gene Ontology annotation, molecular function: histone binding; nucleosome binding. Gene Ontology annotation, biological process: transcription elongation by RNA polymerase II; positive regulation of transcription elongation by RNA polymerase II; transcription elongation-coupled chromatin remodeling. The record is from RefSeq and is a predicted model, not a curated record. Lineage: Eukaryota; Viridiplantae; Streptophyta; Magnoliopsida; Rosales; Rosaceae. Gene Ontology annotation, cellular component: transcription elongation factor complex.
UCCAUUAUAUUUUAGACGUUUGUUAUCUCUGAGCGAGAAAAUGAAGAUAAAAAAUAAUCUCUGUUUCACCAAACAUGGCGAUCGAAGAAAGUAACGCAGUUACGACAUCUGUGUUGAUCGAAGACAUCGACAUGGAAGUCUGGAAGAAGCGCACAAGGAACCAUCCACAGUCGAUCGGGAUGACCAGAUUUUGAAGCUUGAUUUUUCAGAAAGAAUGCAGAUAUACGAUGAUGACGAAAGCAUACUGGAAGGAAUCAGCAUACAUGAUGAGAGUCAGUGGAUACAUAAUCAACUUGAACCUUUGUUUGGUUCAAUAAGCACCAUGAUGACAUCUUCAGGUUUUUGCAGAUGCACCAUGUGCAAAAAUUGGAUAUUCCCUUCAUUGCUAUGUACCGAAAAGAGGACUGCCUUAGCUUACUGAAAGAUCCUGAACAGCCUGAAGAAGAAAAAUCUACGUUAAAGUGGCACAAGGUACUGUGGGCCAUUCAGGAAUUGCACAAAAAGUGGCUGCUGUUUCAGAAUCAGAAAAGGGCAUUGCAAUUUCACUACAAUAAGCGCUUUGAGGAAGAAUCUCGACGAGGACUCUUACAUGAUGAGACUCCACAGCUUUUUGAAUCAAUUAUGAAGUCACUCCGAGAUGCAGAGUCAGAGAGAGAGGUCGAGGAUGUCAACAGCAAGUUUAACUUGCAUUUCCCUGCAGGUGAGGGUCAGGAUGCUAUUGAUAUCAGUAGUGAUCCAGGUGUGAGGAAGUAUGUCCGCAGCAAUUACUUUGAUUUCGUUGAAGUAUCAGUCACGAGCACAAAACCUGGCUUAUAUAUGGAUUGUCAAAAAAAGCAAUUGAAUAGAUUUGAGGAUGCACAAUGGUUUCUUGUCCAAAAGGCUGAAGAGGAGAAUCUUGUACAAGUCACUAUUAAGCUGCCCGAAGACCGUCUGAACAGGUUGAUACGCGACUUAAGCAACUACAAUCUUAGUAAAUUAUCUGCACAACUGUGGAACGAGCAGCGCAAGUUGAUAUUGCAAGACGCUCUUUCCAAUUUCCUUCUGCCUUCAAUGGAGAAAGAAGCAAGAUCCUUGUUGGUCAGUAGAGCAAAAAACUGGUUACUUAUGCAAUGUGGAAAGGCUUUGUGGAAUAGAGUCUCCAUGGCACCGCCAUAUAAACGGAACCAAACUGCACCACCUAGGGUCAUGGCUUGCUGUUGGGGUCCCGGGGACCCUGCAACCACUUUAGUGAUGUUGGAUUCAUGUGGGGAGCUGCUAGAUGUGCUUUGCAUAGGGACUAUCAGCUGGGAGAAUCUCACCUGGACCGUACCAUUCUUUGAUAAACCUACUAGACUGCGUAUGGAAAAUGAUGAUAAACGUAUUCUGCAGUUCGUGAAUGAUCACGAACCUGAUCUUGCUAUCAUAGGAGCGACUAAUAUGUCUUGUGAUAUGCUGAAAUUACAACUUCUGGGAAUUGAAUCAUUACAGGUACCCGAGAAAAUGAUCCCCCUAAGGGUUGUAUAUGGGGAUGAAACUUUGGCUUGCCUGUAUGAAAGUUCUCAGAUUUCGGCUGAUCAGCUACCUGGACAAUCAGGCAUGGUCCGGCGGGCUGUGGCUCUUGGGCGUUAUCUUCAAAAUCCACUGGCAAUGGUUGCCACACUUUGUGGACCGGGACGAGAGAUCUUAUCUUGGAAACCACUCACUUCCUUUCUCACCCCAGAUGAGAAGUACGCGAUGAUUGAACAGGUCAUGGUAGAUGUUACAAACCAGGUUGGCCUUGACAUAACUUUGGCUACAAGCCAUGAAUGGUUAUUUGCACCUUUGCAAUUCAUUUCUGGACUUGGACCUAGAAAGGCAGCAUCUCUGCAGCGGUCAUUGGUAAGAAGUGGUGAAAUAAUUGCUCGAAGGGAGUUGGCUACGUUGCAUGGGCUUGGUAGAAGGGUGUAUCUAAAUGCAGUUGGUUUCUUGCGUAUUCAGCAACAUGGGUUAGCUGCUAACAGCACCAGCAGCCAAUUUAAUGCUCUGUUGGAUGAUACAAGUAUCCAUCCAGAAUCCUAUUUGCUUGCACAAGAAAUGGCCAAAGACGUUUAUGAUGAUAAGGAUGCAAUGGAAAUGCAGCGCAUUAGGGAUCAACCUAGUUACCUCGAGAAGCUUGACGUUGAAGCAUAUGCUAAAAGCAAAAAACUUGAGAAUAAGAUGCAAACAUUGUGCGGCAUAAGGAGAGAAUUAAUACAGGGGUUUCAGGAUGAGCGUAAAACAUAUGAAGAACUAGAUGAAGAUGACAUGUUCUAUACAAUGACAGGUGAGACUUGCACCACACUAUCUCAAGGAAGCAUUGUGCAGGCCAUAGUUCGAAGGGCUCUACCCAAAACAACAAUUUGUACUGUGGGAGCUGGAUUGAUUUGUACACUUCAGAGAGAAGAUUUUACAGUUAAUGGGAGGGAAAUUUCAGACUUAUCUCAGGUACUGAAGGUGGGUGAUAUUAUCACUUGCAAAAUCAAACGCCUUCGAAAGAAGCGAUUGAAUGCGGAACUUUGUAGUUUGUAGAGAGUGAGAUG